AUGGCAUUUUGUUUACCCAUCGCUCUUCUCCCACUCAUUUAUCCAGCCCCUCCUACCCCAAAGACGGAGUUCCAGAAUCUCCCCGCAGAAAUCAAGCUUCUCAUCGUUGACCAGCUUGAUCAUGACACCUUGGCCCUGAGCCGCGUGGCUGCCUGUAAUAGGGAGCUAUAUGACAUGGCAAUGCCUGCGUUAUAUGCCCAUGUCUCUUUGGGGGCUCCGCCUCAUUACCGGAUUUGGCCUGGUUUGGCAUGGCCCGCUGAUCGUCGUUCUGUGCGAUGCCUCUAUUCCAUGAAUUACUUGCAAUUUCUUAUGUUGAAUAUGCAGAUCGAACGCUUUCUUCUUACGGUCCUCCGCAAACCCCACCUUGCCCGACUUGUCAAGUCCCUGGAUUUGACUGACCUAUACGACCUUUGCGACGCCCAUAGGCAGAUUAGUACCCAACCAUUGAGAACACAGCUCACUCUUGCACCUCUCAGUCCAGAAGACCAUCGAAUAAUCAGGAUUGCUGGCAUGAAAUUACCAUUGAAAUCAACAGUCAGGGACUCGAUGCACAGAGCCCUUGAGCCCAAUGUACCGCGGUCAGACGCGUUACUAGCUGUUCUUCUGGGAUAUCUGCCUUCCCUAGAACGUCUUGAGAUUCCGAUGGAGAGUGAUGACCCACCACGCGAUCCUGCCACCACAGACUGGAGCCUGAUUGAACGCGUUUUGAUCUGUAUCGCCGGUAUACGUUCGCGACACAACACUGGGAAUGAAAACGCCGCUACACUGUCUAAGCUCACUUACCUAAAAGCUGAAGUGGACGGAACCUUCCCCUCCGCUGACGUUGACUGGCUUAUGGUGCUUCUUCGAAUUCCCACGUUGACCCAUGUAUUCGGCACCAAAUGGACUAACCAACCAGAAUGGUGGAGGCCUGUACAUCGCGAAGUCCCUCGCCUCGUUCACCUUGAACUUCGUGAUUGCACUUUUGAUGCCAAUAACCUUCGAAGUCUCCUGAAAUUACCACAAAAGUUGGAAACAUUCAUCUACGAACGGGGGUGGACAAAGAGGAAAGACUGGAUCUUGAAAUCUGCAGACCUCAGCCAAGCGCUUCAAUACCCGUCUCAGACCCUGGCCUAUCUUGAACUGUCAUUCAAUCGAAGUGCCCGAAAGGUAUACGCAGACUUGUAUCUUCAACCUCUCAACCUAACGGGGCUUCGUCAUUUGAAGAGAUUGCGAAUAUCAGCCGGAUAUCUUGUCCAGACCCAAGCAAAGAUGUCAGAUUUCGAAGGUCGCUACUGGAUGUUAUUUGACCAGCACGGGGCAUACAACAGUGCAGAGCCUUUGUACAAGCUACUUCCCCAGUCACUUGAGGAGCUGCACGUCUUCCAAUUUAACGAUGGGCUCGAUCUUAUCCUCGUGUGUAAAAAGCUAUGCGAAAGUCUCCAUGGUAGAGCAGUGUCUACUCUACUGGAGGAUCACCAAUUUCAACACCUCAAGGAUAUCAAACUCGAGGCCCCCUUUGAGGACAAAGGCGUGUUCUUAUUCCACACACUCUCCGAAGUCACAAACCGGGCUGGAGUGAAGUUGACAACAAUUGAAAACUCCGCCGAUCACGUCAAAUCCUGGUUUACCGGGGAUACAAUAGUAGCAUGUGCAGACAAAAAGAUUGACUGGGGUUUUGACGGCGAGAUUCAGUGGGCACAUCCAUUCACUCGGCGAGGGGAGGUGAAUUACGACCUCAAUUAA
Penicillium robsamsonii is the source of this 1725-nucleotide messenger RNA. RefSeq lists its product as uncharacterized. The transcript has a single exon. Lineage: Eukaryota; Fungi; Ascomycota; Eurotiomycetes; Eurotiales; Aspergillaceae. The record is from RefSeq and is a predicted model, not a curated record. The coding region runs from base 1 to 1725 and encodes 574 amino acids.